Hypomesus transpacificus is the source of this 7996-nucleotide messenger RNA. Its product is annotated as KIAA0232 ortholog. The transcript has 8 exons. NCBI's taxonomy places the organism in Eukaryota, Metazoa, Chordata, Actinopteri, Osmeriformes, Osmeridae. Bases 636 to 4676 code for a protein of 1346 amino acids. The record is from RefSeq and is a predicted model, not a curated record.
UCAGUUUGAAACUGCCCCUUGAGCACGACAUGUUGGAUCAAAAAGGCCCAUUGAUUGUACAGACAGGAAUUUCGUGCUAGAGCCGGAAUGUCGUCGGAUUCAUUGUAAUGUUAUCGAAACAUCGGCAUUGAAAAGAGAGCUGUCGUGCGACGCCACUCGGCGUCCAUGAUUCGUGAUGCUACUGCAGCGGAUUCCGGAGCUCGAGCUCGGAACAGCAGCGGGAGAGAAGUAACCGCUCCCCCCUGCUCCCUUCUCCUCUACUUUAAGUAACGGCAGGUUGUGCCGGUGGAGUAAGCCAUAUCCCCACAAUGACCCCCUUUGCCUGAGACGCAAGCACCUCCUGUGUUUUGCUAAAUAGCUGAUAGCUUUCAUCAGUUCAAGCCAUGCCCGACGAGUGAAGAUCUCCUUUUGCUCUAAGCAAUAAAAAAAGUAUAUUGAAAAAAAACACAAAAAAAACCUCCCACAUGCCUCCCCAUGUAGAUCCCCUUCAGUGCAUCCUGCUGGAGUGAACCCCCUCCCAUCCAGAUAGGCAUUGCCCUGUCCUCACCCCUUCACCCUCCCUUCUCCACCCCACCUCCACAUCCACCAGUCACAAUGCCUCUCCAUCUCAGAAUGGCCAACACCUAAGCAGUCCCAUGCGUCCAGUGAGCGCCGAGUCGGACGGUCCUGCUCCUCCUGAAAUCUUCUCGCGUCCCCUCCCCCCAGUGGGCCCCCUGCCUGCCUCAGAGAUGUCCCUGCUCCAGUCGCUGGGCCCAGUGCAGAGCUGGCUGGGUCAGGAGCUGGAGAAGUGCGGGAUCGAUGCCAUGAUCUACACCCGCUACGUCCUCAGCCUGCUCCUGCACGACAGUUACGACUACGACCUGCAGGACCAGGAGAAUGACAUCUUCUUGGGCUGGGAGAAGGGAGCUGGGAAGAAAUGGGGCAAGAGUAAGAAGAAAGGAGGUACAGACCUGAGUCUGGAGGAGAUCAAGAAGCAAGCGGCUGUGCAAUGCCUGCGUUCUGCAUCUGAUGAAAACUCUGGAAUUGAGAGCCUGGUUGAGGAGCUUUGCUCCAAACUCAAGGACAUCAAAAACAAACAGAAAGAAGAGAAACAGAUCAGCAAGAAAUCAGAUGGAUCUCAAUCUCCCGAGCAGGCGGAGUCCCCUUCUUCAAAGGACCAGGUGGAAAUGUAUUAUGAAGCCUUUCCUCCUUUGUCAGAGAAAUCUGUUUGUCUCCAAGAGAUCAUGACGGUGUGGAACAAGGCUAAAGCCUGUGCUUACUCCAGUUCAUCCUCCUCUGCGGCCCCACAGACCAGCACGGAUACAUCCUCUCCAAAGGACUGCAACAGUGAGGGUGAGGCUGUCAAGGAAAGAAACUCUGAAGCAUGCUGCGCCACCACUAUCACCACCUCAACCAGUGAGAGACUUCAACAGCGACGCAGCAAAAAAGAGAAAGAGAACCGAUACCACGGCGCCACAACAGGAGAGGACAGAGGUGCCGUCCAUGGCAAGAGGCAGACGAGGCACAGGUCAGAGGGCAAGUUCCGCCCUCGGUCUUGGUCAUCUGGUUCUAGCGAGGCGGGCUCAAGUUCCAGCGGCAACCAAGGCGACUCGAAAACAUCCAACUGCAAAGCGGUCAGGAUCCGUCACAAGUCCAAGGAGCCGGGCAAGUGUAAGAGAGGCCGCAACAGUGGACAGGUGAAGCUAGCUCUGAAGGCCAUCGACAAAGAGGAGAGGAGGAAUGCCGGAGGGAGUAGCAGCAGUGCCACUGGAGGUCCAUCGAGGCAACCACAGCUUUACAAAAAGGGGAAGAGGCCGCUGAAGGAGAUUGGUAAAGAUCCAGGCUGGGGGGAAGCAAGGGAGCUUGGAGCAGAAGCCCAAAACAAAAAGGAAUACAUGGAGGAACCCCUAUGGUACACAGAGCCCAUCACCGAGUAUUUUGUACCAUUCAGUAGCCGAAAAAGCAAACUGGAAACAAAGUACCGAAGCAAGCUGGACUCUCCAGGUGGCGUAUCCAUGUCCACCGACAUGGACAGGCUGUCUGAGAGGAUGCAAGGGAUCUGCAUUGCCAACGCAAGCUUCCAGAGGGCUUACCUAGCAGCGGGCACCUUUGUGGACGGCCACUUUGUGGAAGGUCCAGGAGAAGCGGAUGAGGAGGCUGCCGAACAUGAUGGGACCUCAAGCUGCCCUCCGCCUGAGGAUAGUAGAGAUUUAGAUGACGAGCAUCUGUCCGAAUUUACUCACUUCUAUGAAGUCGAUUUUUAUCAAUCCAUAUUGGAUCCUAGUGCCUCAGACUCGGUACAUGAGAGUCGGAUCUUGAGCAUGAUUCGACAGAAGAGCAAAGAGCAAAGAGACUUUGAGGCAGAAUGUUGUUUAGUGUUAGAUGGCCUUGAGCUGCAAGGGGAAAGUGCAAUAAGGGUGGACUCGAAUGAAGCUUUGGGAGCGGAUGGAUUCUUCAUGCAGGAUCUGGAAAACAUGGCUCAAGUCUGGGGAUGUUAUUCGUCCUCUAGCUCCGAAGAUAUAGAUGGAGAAAGCUUUGCAGGAGACUCUCCUGUUCAGCUGUCCUCCAUGUUGGACAGUGUGUCUUUUACCUUGUGCACGCUGCCUGUAAACCUGGAGGAACCCUAUCUCCCAGAAGCCACCAGUGAAGCGCCUGGUCUGAGCUCUUCUAGCUUCUCUCUGUUUGAGCUGCAGUAUGAUAGCCCCACUCUUCCUUAUCCCUGCGACUCACUUACCGUUGGUCAUGAAAACAACACCGAUUCAAGUAGCUGUCUAGAUCCACAUUGUAACAAACAGUCUCGUUUGCUAAUAUGGACCAAAAAUAGUGCCUUUGAUGAAACUGAACAUUGUUCAAACCUUUCGACGCGAACCUGCAGUCCGUGGUCGCACUCGGAAGAGACGCGUUCAGACAAUGAGCAAAUAAACGUUCAAAUAGAGGAGUCCGCUCAAAUUGGCAAUGAAGAGAUUAAUUGUCUAAUCCCUCCAAUCUCUGGUACAUACCUAGAGGAAGAACUUCUGGACUUUCUACAUGAGGAUACCAGUCGCCCAUGUGAGGAGCCCAAAGGUAGCACGGGAUCAAAUCCAACUUUGACAAAGAAAUCUAAAUUGGAGUCCAUAUGCGGCAUCGCAUUAGAACAGGAUGAGAGCAAACAGUACAACACUGGCAUGUUUUCGGAUGACACAAACCAACAGAGUGACAACUACAGCUCAGGGAUUAUAAAGGACAUUUGGACUGCUAUCGGGGAAGGCGAUCCUGCACUAUCGCUAGGAAGUGAGAAGACAGGGGAGGGCCUGUUCCCAGAGGAGGCGACUGGCUACCUCUGCAGCUGUCUAGAGGUGCAAGCAAAGGGAGGACCAAUUCAGGGACCUCAAAAAAAGGCCGUGCAGCGCUCCGAGUACCACCUGUGGGAGGGCAAGGAGGAGCAGAGCCUGGCCAAAAACGAGCUCUCCAAGGUAGAUGCCGCCGGGGAUUACAUGACUCCGUCCAAGCCCUGGGACGUUAACCCAGAGAAGGACAACACGUCGUUCAUCCUCGGAGGGGUUUACGGCGAGUUAAAGACGCUCGGUGGCGAUAGGGACUGGGCCGUGGUGCCACCAAGUGACACACGGGGCAGUCUGCUCCAGUGUGCUGCCGCAGCCGCCUCAGCUUCCGGUUCGGACGUAGUCACCAUUGCUGGCACAGAUGUGUUUAUGAACACUGGCAGCUGCUUUGCGCCUGGCCACAAGCAACUCUGGAGGCCCCUGGUCUCCUUUGGGCAGAGCGACCAAGCCAUGAAAGGAUGUGGGGACGGAUUGAAUAAGGGAUUUUCUUUAAUCUUCCAUGAAGAUUUACUGGGAUCCUGCGGAAGCUUUCACGGAAAGGAGCCAGGACCAGACUACCCAUUCACGUCCUUCGAUCUGAACAAUCCGUUCUCUCAAGUCCUCCAUGUCGAGUGCUCUUUUGAGCCUGAGGACAUGGCUUCGUUUAGCCCAGGAUACAAACCCAAAUCUAUCCUGUGCUCAGACUCUGAUAACGAAGCCUUCCAUCCACGGAUCUAUGGAAUCAACCGGACUCAGUACAGGGCCAUCCGCAUCUCCCCCAGGACUCACUUCCGACCCAUAUCUGCCUCCGAGCUGUCUCCCGGUGGAGGAAGCGAGUCGGAGGCAGAGUCUGAGAAAGAGGAGCUGAGUCUUCCCGUCCUGGCACCAGUGGACGUCUUUGACGAUCCUCAGGCCGACCUUAAGCCUCUGGAGGAGGAUGCAGAACGCGAGGGUCCCUACUAUGGGAAGUCAGAACUGGAAUCUGGUAAAUUCUUACCCAGAUUAAAGAAGUCUGGCAUGGAGAAGAGUGCCCAGACCUCUCUGGAUUCACAGGAGGGCUCCAGCACCCUCCUGCCAAUUGCUGAGCAAGAGAUUUGCUUAGACUGUAAAAUGGCUGCAGCAGCAUCAACGGCAAGCGGACGGAUGGACGUCCCAGCCAAUAAAAUCCAGAAGGAGGAACCUUGCAGAGAAAAGGAUGCCUGCAUUUGUGCAGCAGCAGCCCAGAUUCCCAAAUAUGGGAUAACCUAUGACGUCGUAGAAGAAUUGCAGGAGUUCCCUCUGUUAAGUGCUAGUGGACAGGGAGCAACUGGCAGCCAGCAAGAUGAGGUCUGGUGGCAGAACACGCUCUGUUCCUCCCUUUUCCCUGGAUCUCAGUGUACAGGGAGCAGCAACAUCUGAAAACUCCAGCUCAGCAUGGAGGAAGCUUGUCAUUGAGAAGACAUCGUCUCUCCUCAGUUGACAGCUCCUGUCCCAGCAAAUACUGGGCGGGGGUGGAGGACUCAGACCCAGGACACCCAUAGGCUACUGGUCUGAGGAGUCCCCACCACAACCCACUUCUUAACCCUGCUGAUUUUCAAUUACUAACUCAAACCGUGUGUAAUCAACACUUCACGUCACCAAAAAAGUGAGCGAAAAUAGGAAAAACACAAAAAACAUGUUCCGCGCAUCUUUAACUGAUACCGUUACCUGAUAUCUAAAGACGUGCAUUUUAGAUUUGUCUUAGUUUUAUUUUCCUGACAUUAAUCUUCAUUAGUCACAGUUAGGCAUUAGUCAGUUCUGUUUAGCCCUCAACAUUUUGUUCUUUUUCUCCAACCGAUUUUGCUUUUGAACUAGGAUACUGGUAGAUGGUGGUGUCCAAAUGAUGGUGCAUGCUUGUCCGUCCUAAUACUCGCACUCCUCUUUCUAGAUCAACUGCUACAAUCUCAAUGACCUAACUGUGAUGCCACUGUUCAUAACAUAGUAUGAGAGCACAGCUCGUGUAUCUUCUUUCUCCACCGGUAUCAUUCAGAAAGUCAAGCUUUUGUUGACAAUUAUUUGUCAAAGAUGUGGGAGAUUCAUUUUAUGGAGGCCUUUCUGAAUGUGAAGGAGAGGGAAAGAACGUGUGCUGCUUUCAUCUGAAAUCUGUAAAAUUUAAUUUUCCCAAACAGUGUGAAAAGUUGCUCUAAAAUAAGCUUGAUUUUGAAUGGUGAUAGUUUUUCAGAACCUAUUAGUAGACAGAAUGGUUUGUAAGGCAAAUAAAUUCUAAAGAGGAGAGAUUGACAAAAGUAAUUUAAUAAUAAGAAAAAAAAUACAAUAUGGAGAAAAGAAUGAAAAAAGGAAGUUUUGAGUUUGGUUUUCUGGGUUAAAUGCCCUUAACAAAAGAUAAUUAUAGCUAUGUCUGCAGAGACACCAUGGGGGUGCAAUUUAAUUAAAAUAUUUUGGUUAAAGUCGUAGUACAAACAAUUGGUGCUAUGAAUAUGUUAACAUUUCUGUUGCAGUUUGAUAUUGUGGCAGUGAAAUGUAGAUCCUAAUAGUUUUGUUUAGUGUCAGAGAAGUGUGUAAGAUCCAUUGAUAUCUUUUGAGAAAAAUGUGAAAAGAUAGAAGAAAAAAAUAUGGUGUGACUGCUGAUGGUUCUCGCUAAAUGUGGCUUGGUUUUUAUUUUAAAAUAACUUACAGUUUACUGGCCUAAAAUACAAUUGAACUGCAUUACACAAAAGCUUAUAAGAUUCUAUAACCGGGGAGGAGUUAAAGAAAAACACAUUGGUGCCAUGCAUAUCAUUGUGUAAUCCUUAAGGGAAGCAAGAUAAUACAAUAUUUAAUUGAACUUUAAUACAAUAAAAGAAAGACAAAAAAAUCUGAUUUAAGAUUUCUCAAUAGACACUGCUAACUUUGCAAAUAUUAUAGUAACGUAAAACGUAUUCAAGGAAAAAGUGGUAAAACCAAAAUAGAGCCAACAUAAUUACACCAAGGUACAAAUACUUUCUUUCUGAGGUGUGUUUUACGCUAGUUUCUUUUUGGGUAUAUGGUAUAACCUUUUGAAAUAUCCAUAAUGUUUCAUUUGUUUGUGUGCAUCUGCAUUGAAAUUGUAUAAACACUGGUUCAAAGUUACACCGUGCUUAGCCUUUAUCACCAUAUAAGAAAUGUGUGCACAACAAGGCACAUGUUUUUGUUCCCCAAUGUUCACUUUUCACGAUAUUUCAGUUUCAUCAUAUGCCCUAUGGUUGGAUUGGAAGUGUGUUUGUGGUCUGUCCAAUGACUAUUAAAUCCUAAGUUAACUCACCUGUAAACUAAAUGCAUUUUAGUAUCUCUGUGAAUUGCUCAUGUCUUCAAAUCCUAGUCUGUAUUUUUGUUACUGCUCAUCCCCAAAAUGUUGCUAUUAAAGUUCCAGGGGCAAUUCCCGGGUUUGUCCUCUACCUUUGAGAUGAAGCACAGAUACAUGUUCCUAUCCCAUUACUUUCAUUGUGAUGCGUUCAAUGAGCAGUACACGCGUUCUCCAACAUUGUGUACAUACUUAUUGAAAUGCGCUGUCAAAGGUCAUGGUGCCUCCAUUGUGAGCACAGUAAUUGAAAUGUCCGUCCGUCCCCCGUCCCCCUUCCCCCCCAUCCUUCUAAUGUAGGCAAGGGGGAUCACCUGUUUCUUAUAAGGUCUGAAGUGUCUGCCCCAAGUGUUUGUUUUGUUUUUUUACACCCUUUCUCUGCAAAUGUCACCUGUUAUGUUUGAAUGACAAUACCUGAAAAAGACUACUUAAACGUCAGGCAUUCAUAUGAUAUAUUUUGAUUUGACAGUUGUCAGUCACUCAGGAAUUCUUUACUAAAUAUUUUUUUUCAAAGAUCAAUAGAAGGAAUACAUAGACUGUGGCAGUGCUAGAUUCAAACAGUAACACCAUUAUUUGAUAUUUUGAUCUCAUGUAAAACAGGAGUUUAUUAAUCCUAAACUUCAGAGUGAACUGUAUAGCACUUAAUUUAGAGAGCUUUGGAGCAAACCAAGACAUUGCAUAAGCAAUGGGAGGGAUGACUAUCCCUCAAGUCAUAUGCAAUAUCUCAGUGCAUGUAUACUUCAAACAUUCAACAGGUGCAUAUGGGGAGUGGUCAACAUUUUUGCAUGGAAGUUAUUUUUUGAGGGAGGGAAAGCUGAUAGAAACUGAACCAUCCUGGAGUGGCUUUCAAAUUGAGCAGCAUGGGGGGAAAAGCACACUCCACUCCCAAAAAAAAGGUUUUAGAUUUUUACAGGUUUAAUUACUACAGGUGAGGGGGUUAAGCAGUGACUAUAUUUAAUUUUUGUGUGCGUGUCUGUGUGCAUUGGUGUAUGUGUGAGACAGUCAUAAUAGCAUUACAGUAAAUGGUAGUAAAAAAUCAAAGAAGGCAUCACAUGUUUGCAUUUUCUUGGUUUGGUAUGGUAUGGUUGAAAAAAAAAAAAAAAAAAACAUGGAACAUUUAUCAAGAAAUUGCAAGAUUAGAGAGGGAAUGUGCAUUAGACAAACUACAUUGAUGAGGUUAAACUAAUUUGAGUUUUGAUUACUCCAGGGUCUGGAGAACAUAUCCAGCACUGAAAUUAAGUUUUCCUCGUGUUCUUUCCCUAGAAAACCAACACCCCCCCCCCCCCCCCCAUUUUGGUGGAUUCCCUAAUCCUUUCAACCCCAUUUGUCUCAAGUGGUUGUAUUGUUCUAAUGUACACCCUGAGUAAAUUAUUUUGUUUCAUUGUGGAGUUUCUUAACAUCUAAUAAAGAAAUAAACCAAAUA